UUUUGUAGCUUUUAUUUAAGAAAAAAAAUAUUUUUGUAUACUAGUAAUCAAUUUUAUAGUUAGUUUAAUAGAAAGUAUAAUAUAUAUUUAUACGGACCAACUUAUUUUUCUAAAGAUUCUAAAAAUCAACCUAGCGAUGACACGUGGUUACGAAAACAUGUUGUUUAAAAAUCAACCUAGCGAUGACACGUGGUUACGAAAACAUGUUGUAAUUUUAUUUCCUUUAACUCCUUGUGAAAAUUGAAUAAAUUUUGAAAUUCGUUAAUUAAUUUACUUUGAGAUCGUUUACACAAGUAGUAAUUUGAUAAUCUGUUUAAUUAAAGAUAAACAUGACUUUCUUAAAAUAUGGUGACUGCACUAUUUUAACAGUCAGACGCUCAAAAGAAUUGUUCCACAAAAGAAACACCACUUCAUUUUCAAUACUACUAUGAGUUUAUAUUUAUCCACUGCCUAAAUUAAAUGAAUCUUGGAAUUUUCUAGACAUUGAGAUCUUGAUAAAGGAAAGAAUAAAACAUAAGAGCAAAAGGAAAGCUAUGUCCUUCGAAAAUUAAUGGGGGCACAGAAUCCGAUCAAACGUUAAUAACUAUGCCAAAAAUCAAGCUUCGUUGCUCUCUAGUUUCAAUGUUCCUUAAUUAAUCUGAAAAGGUUUAGUUCCCAAUAUAGCAUUUAAUGGAUCAGUUAGUAUAGGAUUAGUUAAUGAGUAAUGGUAAUUCGUUGGGUGAGCCUAAGGGUUAAAGAAACCAACUUUCGAAAGUAUAAAUGUAGCUCGUUAAAUAAACUAAAUUAGAUAUGGAUAAGUUUGAAAGAUACUUAGAAACUAACAGUACUACUGAAUCUCCUACUCCCUCUGUUCAUUAUACUUUGUGUUGAAGGUUAAUGCACGUAUAUUAAGAAAAUGCAAAUUUUUUUCUAUUUAUAUUAAUUGCAUAAAAACAUUAUCAAAUAAAACUAAUUCAACCGAUAAAAACAUGUACUAAUACUCCUUCUGUUCCUUAAAGAUCUAUUUUUUAGAAAAAAAAUUGUUUCAAAAAAAUAUAUUUUUAUAUUUUCAAUACAUUAAUUAAUGAAAAAUUGUACUUUUCAAAAAAUGCAAUUGUGUUUAAUAAAAUAUCAUUGGUUAAAUGUUAUUGGAAAUAAUUAAUUAAGAAAAUAAUGUAUUAGAAAAUACAAUUUUAAAUAUUUUUUUAAUAAGUGUGAAAAAACUAUAACAUUGAUUUCGUAGGUAGUCAAUAGAAUUUUUGUCUAGGAUAAAGAAAACAUUGCUUAUAAUAAAACUAAAUAAAAAUCUUAAAACACCAAGUAAAUUGUAACAAAUGGAGUAUGAACUAGUAUAACAUUGCUACGUCAUCAAGAAUUUUUUUAAGAACGAUUUAUGAAUGCUUUUCUAAAAAAAAAAUUUAAAAAAAAACUCACGACAGUACGUCUAAAAACUGUAAGCUAAAUGUACAAUAUUUAUUUUUAUUAUUUACUAUUGUUUUUGUAAAAUGAUACAAUCAACACAGGAUAUAUCAUUUAUUUUGAUCUCGCAGAAUUUACAGUUUAUUGUUAUAUCUAUUAUUAUUUGAUGCAUUUAUGAUGGUCAGUGCGUAAAGAAAAGAUUAUGUUAUACCGAUGGUCAUGUGAGGAGAGAGUAGUAAAUAUUGUCACAGGAGACAACUCAAAGAAAAGUGUUAAGAGUUUAUUUAAUUGAGAGGGAAUAUUUGGGAGAAUGAAGAGGGAAUUAGAAGCAAAUCUUAAUGUUCUUUAGAGUUUACUUGUUUAUGCUUACUUAAUGAAACAAACAAAAUCUACUUUCUGGCGGAAUAUUUUCUUAGGUAUUAUAUAAAUUUAAAUAAAAUCAAUAAUACGUUUCAAUAAUUGAAUUAAUGUUUGCAUGAUACAUGGUUUGUGUGCAAAUACAUAUAUACGAGCGUCUUGUAUUGUACACACGGAUGCGUAUCUGUAGCUAUGAGUAUCAUGCAUGUUUGUGAGUACGUUUGAUAAGAAAGGUACUUUUGCAAAACAUUACUUUUUCUUUCCCUACAUUUGGAAGGCAAAUACACAAAGUAUAUUAUUCCAUAUCAAAGUAGGAGAAAAAAAACAGAAAAUUCUUUAUGGAAUUAUCGAAUAGCAUAAUCAAAUACUUUUAAAUGCUAUUGCUUACAACUUUCUUCAGUUGAAUAUUAUGAUUACUUAUUUACAAAUUUCAAAAUGAUUCAAAAUAGUCGAUGGAACAAUAAAAUUUAGUAUUCGUAAAAAAAAGUACAAUUAUAAACAGAACUAAAAAAUGAAACAAAAUCAAAUUUUAAACAUGAGAUCAACAACAUAAACAAAUCAAAAUCUAUUAAAUAAAAUCAUAACACUCAGUUAAGCUUCAUGAUAUAAAUCGCGUAUAAUUACAUGUGUUAAAACGACAGAUCAUUUUGAUUUGAUUUUCAUAUACUCCCUCCGUUUUUUUAUAUAUGAUGUUUUAGAAGAUUUUUUUUUGUUCUAAAAUUUGACGUUUUCAAUUUUUUAUAUAAAAUUUAUUACUAAUUAAUACUAGAUGAUAUUAUAGUUUCUAUUUUAUUAUUGGUUAAAUUAUGGUUAGGUAAACAAUUAGUGAUGUUUUUGUUUAGAAAUUAAAUAUUUUUUAAUCUAUGUGUACAAUUCUAAAGCGUCGUAUAUAAAAAACGGGGGGAGUACUUCACGAAUUGGUCAAACAAGUACCCGGUUGAUUUUAUAGCCUACAUAUAUCUCUACAAACUACAUGUCUACACGAGCUAUUCAUAAACUCCAGAGCGUACUGAUAUUUAAUGUAUAUUUAUCCUUUUAGGUAUAGUUGAACAAUCUACGGUCGGGAGCUUGAAUUUGUUUGAUUCCAAAAUCGUAUAAAAUAAAAUGAAUAUAACCAAAAGAAAAGUGAAUAGAGAGAGAGUGAUGUGAGAAGCGAAGAGAGUGGGGGAGAAAAUAGAAAAGGAGUCAGAGAGGACACAGUCUCGUCUCUCUCUCAACAUAUGUAUCCCGUCGUCUCCGGGGUACCAAAAUCGAAGCACCCUAUUUUUUAUUGAUUUAAAUUAAAUAUUUAUAUGUUUUGUGCUUGUUAUCAUAUACCAGUUUUUAUUAAUUUAUUUAAUCAACUUUGGCUUUUGCUUUGACCAUAGAUUUAGAUAGGACAGAAGAGAGCGACCCUUUAUUCGGUCUCUUCUCUUAUAUCCUUCUCCAACAUUUUUAACAAUAUUCUUCAUCACAAUCUUUCUUUUAUUCUUCAUCAUAAUCUGUGAACAUGUAAUUUUUAAUACACCAACAUAUAAUUUUAUUUAUUACUGAAAUUGUUAGGAUUCAAGAUAAGAUUGAAUUAAAGUUUGUUUGACGUAGAUAUAAAUAUGUCUGUAUAUAUUUUCAACUAUUGUAAAAAUAUAUUGUUGGCGAUAACAAAUUGUUUACUAGUAACUAGUUAUAACUAAUUUGUACUUAAAUCCGACUUCAGAUAUUGUUAUCAAAACAACAAUAAAAUUUUUUUAAAAAAUUAUCAACGAAAAAGAUUUAUCAGAAAUUUAUAAUUUAAAUUUAAAUCAAUGUAUUAAUUCAAUAGAAAACAAAUUUUAUUUAUUAUAAAUAUUUUGAUUAUUGUAGCUGAAAAAGAAAUUCUCAGUUGUCAAUAAUAAAACAAAAUUAAUAAGGGAUGAAGCGGUAAAACAUGUUAUUAUAUCGGUAUAUGGUGUUUAAAAUAUCAUCCGAAAAUAAACAAAAGAUUACAAUAUUUGGAAUUUACGGAAUGACAAUUUUACCCUCUCUCAACUAUCGUUUUCCGAGAUAUACUCCCGAGGAACAUCUCAUACAUAAACACAUACAUUGAUACAUACACAUGUACAUAGUUACAUACGCACACAUCUCUCUCUCUUACCUGUUUUUAUUUUCCUGGAUUUAGUUUUGUUCCUUUUUCUCUUCUGCCUUUGCUUCACAACACACAUACCUAUCUCUCUCUCUCUCUCUCUCUCUCUCUCUCUCUCUCUCUCUCUCUCUCUCUCUCUCUGCGUCUUACUUUGAGCAUGUUUGUUUCUUCAAGAACAUUCAUAACUCAACUUCUCUCUCUUCUCUUCCUUAUAUUCCUCUUCAAAGCUCCUCUUUAACUUCAUCCCUCUCACUUUUUCUUUUCUUCUCAGAUAUAGAGAGAGAAAUUGAGGAAAAUAAUAUCAAAUCUUUCAGACACCCUUUUGACUUUCUUUGCUCAAAGAAUCCCUCUUUUAUAUUAGAGAAUAUCAUUUUAAAUUCAGAAGCAAAACCCUCAAGAGAAAUAAACAAAAGAAAAAUCAUCACCCACCCAUCAUCAUUCAUCACCAUCAUCAUCAGUAGCAACAACAAUAACAAGAGGAGAUUUCUGGAAGGUUGUCUUAACUAUUUCCAUGGAAGGAGUUUUUCUAGAGAAACCAAAAUCAAACACAACUCUCCCUGAUCUUUCUCUCAACAUCAGUCUUCCAGAUAUUACUUCCAAAGAACAUUAUAGAAGACCAUCCCAAACCGACAACAACAGAUCAUCAAACUUCGAGCUCUCCUUGUCUCAUCACCAUAACCCUAGUUCAAAUCCAACCACAAGAAUCAUCCAUUCUCCUGAUCCAAGAAACCUAAAUCUUCCUCAUCAUCAGCAUUACAACAACCCUAUCCUGAAUGGUGGAAGUCUUCAUCAAAGAGUCAAUGGAUCAGAUAUUAACAGUAUCCACCGUCCGAUUAGAGGCAUCCCAGUCUAUCAGAACCGUUCAUUCCCUUUCCACCAACAAACCUCUUUACCUUCUCUUGGAGGAGGAGGUGACUUGGAUCAAAUCUCAAUAUUAAACUCAUCUUCCGGCUAUAACAACGCUUACCGGUCGUUACAGUCUUCUCCAAGGCUAAGAGGUGUUCCUUUGCAUCAUCAUCAUCAUAAUCAUUAUGGAGUUGUUGGAUCUACGGACUCUUCUUCUCCUCAUCACCAUGGGAUGAUCAGAUCAAGAUUCUUGCCUAAGAUGCCGACAAAACGGAGCAUGAGAGCUCCGAGGAUGCGUUGGACGAGUAGCCUCCACGCGCGGUUUGUUCACGCCGUUGAGCUUUUAGGCGGCCAUGAAAGAGCAACUCCGAAGUCGGUUCUUGAGCUCAUGGAUGUUAAGGACUUAACUCUAGCUCAUGUAAAGAGCCACUUGCAGAUGUAUCGAACUGUUAAGACCACUAACAAGCCUGCUGCUUCAUCAGAUGGGUCAGGAGAAGAAGAAAUGGGUAUAAAUGGAAAUGAUGUUCAUCAUCAAUUAUCGACAGAUCAAAGGGCACAAUCUGACGAUACUUCUCCCAAUCAAGAAAUUGACUUUCCUUCCACACAACCUCGUUGGAGUAACUCUUCACGAGAGACAUGGCCAUUAAGUAAUAACUACUCAAGCGACAUAGAUACGAUGAUCAGAACGUCAUCAACAUCAGUGAUCUCUCACCAUCAAAGAUCCAUCCUUCAAAAUCAGGAGCAACAACGACCGAGCGAUCAAACAAAGAGGUGUGGAGAUCUUAGUUGUAACAAUCCAAGUUUGGAGUUUACAUUAGGAAGACCCGAUUGGCACGAGAAAUGACUUUCUCGAUCCAGUUCGAUUUGAAUAUACUGUUUUUCUCUCUCUCUCUCUCUCUAUAUAUAUAUAUAUAUUUGGAGCAUGUAUGCAGCUGUCAUUGUUACAAUGAAUCUCUCAGCUGAAAAGUUGAAGAACACGUAGAGAGCUAAGCCGCUCAAGAGUGUUGAUUUUUGCAGAUAGAGAAUCAUUACAAAAAGGAAGAAACGUUGGAGAUUCUUCUUCUUCUUCCCAAGUUCUAUUGAUGGUUUGAUUAUAAAGUGGAUGAUCAAUGUAUGAGUUUUUGUUUUGGUUUUCUUUAUAUCUAGAGUUGAUCUGUGGUGUUAUCAUUUAUAUAAUUGGAAGAUCACCAAAAUUUGGUGAAAGUUUUUUAUUUCCCUUCUUGGAAAGCCUCUUGGUGAGGUAGAGGGUUCCUUUUUAUCUUUUGGCUUCCGCAACUUAAAUGUAGAGAGAGACCUGAGUUGAUUUCUUAUGUAUACUAAUCAUUUUUAAGUA
Brassica rapa (field mustard) is the source of this 6032-nucleotide messenger RNA. RefSeq names its product transcription repressor KAN1. Gene Ontology annotation, biological process: regulation of DNA-templated transcription; abaxial cell fate specification. NCBI's taxonomy places the organism in Eukaryota, Viridiplantae, Streptophyta, Magnoliopsida, Brassicales, Brassicaceae. The record is from RefSeq and is a predicted model, not a curated record. Gene Ontology annotation, cellular component: nucleus. Gene Ontology annotation, molecular function: transcription cis-regulatory region binding.